Spea bombifrons (plains spadefoot toad) is the source of this 9270-nucleotide messenger RNA. RefSeq names its product chromodomain helicase DNA binding protein 9 (gene CHD9). The record is from RefSeq and is a predicted model, not a curated record. The coding region runs from base 218 to 8857 and encodes 2879 amino acids. Lineage: Eukaryota; Metazoa; Chordata; Amphibia; Anura; Pelobatidae. Gene Ontology annotation, molecular function: ATP-dependent chromatin remodeler activity; protein binding; ATP binding. The transcript has 39 exons.
CCCGGAUACCGGAAGGACCACAUUGGAUGUCUAGAAGGAUCACCCGGGCGGCCGUAGAACCUCGCCAGUAGAUGACGGGCGCGGGGCGCUGGAUCAAUGGGUAUUGAUAAUGUAGCGAAAUCUUGUUGGAAGGAACUAUGCAGCCAUGGCUAGGGUCUUGACUUGGCUAGUCGUGGCUUAGUCUUCUAAUGAUCAAGUCUUAAAUCAAUUGUUCAAUAUGACAGACCCGAUGAUGGAUUUUUUUGAUGAUGCACACCUCUUUGACGAUACAUUGGGCCUCUCGGAUGAUGCCUUUGUUCAGCAUGGCCCUGUGUCCCUUGUCGAUGAGUUGAACCUUGGAGCUGAGUUUGAGCCUCUCCAUGUGGACUCUCUGAAUCAUUGUCAAGAUUCUCAGACACACCAAAAGAUCAAUGAGUUUGACGCAUUGAAUCAGUUUGACUGUAUUAAGCUACACCAGGUAAACCAAUCAUACAAUAGCCCGGUGGAAAACGUUCUCUCUCCGCGGUCACAGUUCAGCUGCUCGCCAAUUCACCCACCUAGCCAGGGCAAUGGGUUGUUCCCUGAUGAUGGUAGCCCUAUGUGGGGCCACCAGACCGCUACCAGUAUUCCUAGUCAGAAUGGUUCACCGUUCCACCAACAUGGACACUCUCAGGCUAUGCAGGAAAACAAAAGUUUUGCUGCACACCAUGAUUUUGCCUUGUUUCAAACCAAUGAGCAACAGGGAGUCCCGAUGCAGCGGCAGCACAAUAGAAAUCAUAUCGCUUCAGGUCAGGAGAACCUAAGCCAGCCAAAAAACUUUAUGGAAGUCAAUGUUUCUGUACCACACAGAACCAGUGUUACCCAACAGCCCCAGAUGAGUAAUACUGCGACUUCGCUCCCGUCUCUUCCUGUUCAACAGUUUUCUCAAACAGAUGCAUCGAUGCACUUUUGUGGCAAUCCAUUAGUGACGCAACAGGAAAGCACCUUUGAGGGCCAGUCUACUACGAUGUCCUCCUGUCCGGUCAGUGCUACUCCACCCUUUUCGGCUCACUAUCCCUUCCCCAGUAACCACCUUAACCGGUCCGUGCAUUCAUUAUCAGACUUUACUGGAAGCCCAACAUUCUCAGACCUAGGAACAAAGCAAGAGACUAACCAGCACAUUCUAGAUCCAAGUGCACAAUUACAUUCAAACAAUUUCCAGAUGAUGCACCCUUCACUCCCUCAGGGCAACUUCAACAGAACAAAAAUGCCUCCGGUGACCAUUAAUUUCCCUACUCCAGACAGUUCCUCAGCUCAUUUAAGCCAUUUUAAUGAUCAUAUGGAAAGCAAUGGGUUCUCUCCUUUGGAGGACAAUUUGCUGCAACCGGUGGAUUCCCAAGCAGAACCGUUUACAGGACUGGAUCCAGAGGAUUUGCUUCAGGGAGAUCUACUACAAAGUUUUGAUGAUGCUUCAUAUGGCCAUGACAGCUCCAAUUCAAGCCAUACUGUCUUAGAGGACCAAGACCUAGAUAUGCACAUUGGUCAACAUCUAAAGCUCUCAACUGACCUCCUUAGUACACAGCAGGAUCCUCAUCCUUGGCCAUCGCCUCUGUCCAACCAUAUUCAGAUUCAAGAGAGACCUUGUGUGACCUCCAGGGGAAAGCCUCCCUCCUCCAAAAAGCUUGAUGGUUCCCGGACGUACCACAGGCUCUCAAAUCCUAAGGUGAGGUCAGCGUCCGAGAAGCGUCCCAAAAAAAAGGCCGACUCUGAGAGUAAGCAGGAGAAGGCUAACCGCAUCAUCUCAGAAGCAAUUGCCAAGGCCAAGGAGAGGGGUGAGAGGAACAUCCCACGUGUAAUGAGUCCGGAGAACUUCCCCAGCGUCUCCUCUUCUGAAGGCAAGGAGGAGAAACGAGGGAGGAAGGCCAGAUCAAAGCCCAAGGAGAAAGAGAGCAAAAAAAACAAAGCGGGGCUGUCCUCAAAGCUUAAGGAGAAGAAAAAAAUUGGUAAACUCAUUAUUACGCUGGGCCCGAAGCAAAAGAGGAAGAUUGAAUCUUCAGAUGACGUGUCUGAUGCAGAAGGGGCUCCGCGAGGAUUAAAAGACGAUCCUCAGAAGCGAAGAUCCAACCGCCAAGUAAAGAGGAAAAAGUAUGCAGAGGAGGGGGAAGGUAAGCAGUCUGAAGAGGAGCCGAAGGCCAAUGUUAAACCCAAGAAGAGCACACCAUCCCUGCCAGCAGAGCAGCCGCUCCAGCUGUUUGUGGAAAACCCGAGUGAAGAAGAUGCAGCCAUCGUGGAUAAAAUUUUAUCCUCGAGAAUAGUUAAGAAAGAGACGGCAUCUGGGAUGUUUGUCGAAUUGGAAGAAUUUUACGUCAAGUACAAAAAUUAUUCCUACUUACACUGUGAAUGGGCCACCGAACAGCAGCUGUUGAAGGAUAAAAGGAUCCAGCAAAAAAUAAAACGCUUCAAGAUCAGACAGGCACAACGGGCGCACUUUUUUGCUGAUAUGGAAGAAGAAAUGUUUAAUCCAGACUAUGUGGAAGUAGAUCGAGUACUAGAAGUUUCCUUUUGUGAAGAUAAAGACACUGGGGAACCCAUUAUUUAUUAUCUAGUGAAGUGGUGCUCCUUGCCAUACGAAGACAGCACAUGGGAACUGAAAGAGGAUGUCGACCAAACAAAAAUUGAGGAGUUUGAACAGCUGCAGGCAGUGCGACCGGAUACCCGCAGAAUGGAACGACCACCCACAAACACUUGGAAGAAGAUCAAUCACUCGAGAGAAUAUAAAACGGGUAACCAGCUCCGAGAGUAUCAACUGGAAGGACUCAAUUGGCUGCUAUUCAACUGGUACAAUAGGAGAAACUGCAUUUUAGCAGAUGAGAUGGGUCUUGGAAAAACUAUCCAGAGUAUCACAUUCCUGCAUGAAAUCCUCCUAACUGGGAUCAAAGGACCCUUUCUCAUCAUUGCUCCGCUCUCCACAAUCACCAACUGGGAACGGGAGUUUCGCACGUGGACAGACCUCAAUGUGGUUGUGUACCACGGCAGUAUGAUCAGCCGGCAAAUGAUCCAGCAAUAUGAGAUGUAUUUCAGGGACUCCCAGGGCCGCAUCGUACGGGGUGCCUACAAGUUCCAUGCCAUCAUCACCACCUUUGAGAUGAUUUUGGGAGGCUGCCCGGAGCUUAAUGCUAUUGAAUGGCGCUGUGUGAUAAUUGAUGAGGCGCACAGGCUGAAGAACAAGAACUGCAAGCUGCUAGAGGGACUUAAGCUCAUGAAUCUGGAACACAAAGUGCUGCUGACAGGGACACCUCUGCAAAACACAGUGGAGGAGCUCUUCAGCCUCCUGCAUUUCCUAGAGCCGCUGAGGUUUCCCUCGGAGACCACGUUUAUGCAGGAGUUUGGAGACCUGAAGACAGAAGAACAGGUCCAGAAACUUCAGGCCAUUCUGAAGCCGAUGAUGCUCCGACGGCUGAAGGAAGAUGUGGAGAAGAAGCUGGCUCCUAAAGAAGAGACCAUCAUCGAGGUGGAGCUGACCAAUAUCCAAAAGAAAUACUAUAGAGCCAUCCUGGAGAAGAACUUUGCCUUCUUGUCCAAGGGCGCAGGGCAAGCCAAUGUGCCAAAUUUGGUUAACACUAUGAUGGAGCUUCGAAAAUGCUGCAACCAUCCAUAUCUGAUUAAAGGUGCUGAAGAGAAGAUUCUCGGGGAGUUUCGAGAAACCCACAAUCCGAUGGCUCCAGAUUUUUACCUCCAGGCCAUGAUUCAGUCUGCCGGGAAGCUGGUCCUCAUAGACAAACUCCUGCCGAAAAUGAAGGCGGGAGGUCACAAGGUGCUGAUCUUUUCCCAGAUGGUGCGUUGCUUGGACAUCCUGGAGGAUUAUCUGAUGCACAAAAGGUACUUGUAUGAACGGAUUGAUGGGCGAGUCCGCGGGAAUCUACGCCAAGCAGCCAUCGAUCGUUUCAGUAAACCGGACUCGGACCGCUUUGUGUUCCUUCUCUGUACUCGGGCAGGAGGCCUCGGGAUUAACCUGACAGCCGCUGACACUUGCAUCAUUUUUGAUUCAGACUGGAACCCCCAAAAUGAUCUCCAGGCUCAGGCCCGUUGCCACAGGAUAGGCCAGAACAAGGCUGUGAAGGUUUACAGGUUAAUAACAAGAAAUUCUUAUGAGCGGGAGAUGUUUGACCGCGCUAGUCUGAAACUGGGACUGGACAAAGCUGUCCUGCAGAGCAUGAGCGGUCGAGAGAACAGUGUUGGUGGUAUUCAGCAACUAUCCAAGAAAGAGAUUGAAGAUCUUCUAAGGCGAGGAGCCUACGGGGCUAUCAUGGACGAAGAAGACGAAGGCUCAAAGUUCUGUGAAGAAGAUAUUGACCAGAUUCUGCAGAGGAGAACUAAGACCAUAACCAUUGAGUCAGAAGGAAGAGGGUCAACGUUUGCUAAGGCAAGCUUUGUGGCUUCGGGCAACAGGACAGAUAUCUCUUUGGAUGAUCCUAACUUCUGGCAGAAAUGGGCAAAAAAAGCUGAAAUUGAUAUUGACUCUAUGAGUGGACGGAACAGUCUAGUAAUUGACACACCGAGGAUCAGGAAGCAGACUCGACCCUUUAGUGCUACCAAAGACGAGUUAGCAGAGUUAUCAGAAGUUGAGAGCGAAGGUGACGACAAGCCCAAGUUACGUAGACCAUACGACCGCGCCACUGGCUACGGCAGGACAGAGUGUUUCAGAGUCGAGAAGAACCUGCUUGUCUACGGGUGGGGAAGAUGGAGAGAUAUAUUAUCCCACGGUCGUUUCAAAAGGCAGCUGAAUGAGCAGGAUGUCGAGAUCAUUUGCAGAGCUCUCCUGGCUUAUUGCCUUGUGCACUACAGAGGAGAUGAGAAGAUAAAGAGUUUCAUCUGGGAUCUAAUCACUCCAACAGAGGAUGGGCAGACAAGGGAGCUACAGAAUCACUUGGGUCUAUCAGCACCUGUACCACGGGGAAGAAAAGGGAAAAAGAUAAAGAACCAGACAAGCACUUUUGAUAUCCACAAAGCAGACUGGCUCCGGAAAUACAAUCCUGAACACCUCCUGCAAGACGAAGGCUACAAAAAGCACUUGAAACACCACUGCAAUAAGGUGUUACUGAGGGUGCGAAUGCUGUAUUAUCUCAAGCAAGAAGUAAUUGGUAUUCACUGCCAGAAGGUCAUUGAUGGAGUCGAUUGCAGUGAAAUUGACCUGUGGGUUCCCGAGCCGGAUCAUUCCGAAUUACCUGCAGACUGGUGGGAUGCCGAUGCGGACAAAUCUCUUCUCAUGGGUGUAUAUAAGCACGGGUAUGAGAAAUACAACACAGUCCGGGCAGAUCCAGCCCUCUGCUUCCUUGAGCGAGUCGGCAAACCAGAUGAGAAGGCAGUGGCUGCGGAGCAGAGGGCUAACGAUUACAUGGAUGGUGAUAUUGAAGAUCCGGAGUAUAAACCAGCUCCUGCAUUAUUUAAGGAUGACAUAGAGGAUGACGCUUCAUCUCCCGGUGACCUUGUUAUAACAGAUGGAGAUGGACAGGCCACAGAAGGGGACAAGACCUACUGGCCGACACAGUCCGCGCUGACCACACGCCUCCGCCGGCUCAUAACAGCAUUCCAGAGAUCGACAAAGAUUAGGCAGGUACAGCAGGUCCCACCGAUGUUCCCGGUUCACACGAUAGUGAAUCAAGCACCUUACGAAGAUGCCUCCCUGAAUCCAAAAAUGGCUGCCAAGAUCGAACGACAGCAAAGGUGGACUAGAAGAGAAGAGGCUGAUUUUUACCGAGUGGUGUCUACAUUUGGAGUGGUAUUUGAUCCGGGAAGAGGGCAGUUUGACUGGACCAAAUUCCGUGCUAUGGCUAGACUUCAUAAGAAGACAGAUGAGAGUCUGGAAAAAUAUCUUUAUGCUUUCAUGGCAAUGUGCCGGAGGGUGUGUCGACUGCCCACUAAGGACGAUUAUGUAGAUUCAACCAUCUCGAUUCAACCAAUCACAGAGGAGAGAGCUUCAAGAACGUUGUACCGCAUUGAACUCCUUCGAAAGGUACGGGAACAGGCUCUUCGCCACCCACAGCUGUUUGAGUGCUUGAAGUUAUGCCAGCCGAAUCCAGAUUUGCCUGUGUGGUGGGAGUGUGGCACCCAUGACCGAGAUCUAUUAAUCGGAGCUGCAAAGCAUGGUGUAAGCAGGACAGACUACCACAUUAUGCGUGACCCAGAACUGUCCUUCAUGGCUUCCCAGAAGAAUUACAACCAGAGCAAAGGGACCUCUUCUAUUCCACUUGUAGCUGUGCCUAGCCAGAUAACAUUGUCUGCAUCUCCUCACACUCCUCAGCCACGGAUGCAAGAACUUAAAGCGAGCACAAGUGAUGAGGUCAAAAUAAAAAGUGAGAUGGUCAAUGAGGACAACUCCUUACCAGAGGUAGACUAUGCACUUUCAGAGCAGAACAAGGCAAAAACAAAAGCAGAGCCUUCAAGUCCUGUCAAUGGUCCAUUAACUCAUGGAGGAGAACACAAACCAGCUGUUAAGUCAGAAACAGACAGAAGAAUGGUGGCAGCAAGGACUGAACCUCUCACCCCUAACCUGACUUCCAAGAAACAAAGGAUAAGCAAGCGAGGCUCAGCAUCCAGCUCUGAUUCUGAUUCCGACUCUAACAGAUCAUCAUGUUCGUCCAGAUCUUCCUCAUCUUCUUCCUCGUCGUCCUCGUCUUGCUCUCGCUCAGGAUCAAGCUCUUCCUCCUCAUCCUCCUCCUCUUGUUCAUCAUCAUCAUCCUCGUCUUCCUCCUCUUCUUCUUCCUCAUCUUCAUCAGAGGACAGUGACAGUGAUGAAGAAGAACAGAAAGGUGACCGCGUGCCUCAUGUGAAAGCUUAUGAUGAAGAAAGCGUGGCCUCUAUAAGCACUAUACAAGAUGAAACUCAGGAUAGCUUUCAGAUGGAUAAUGGGACCCACCAUUCCAAUUAUCUUGUCCAAGGGGGCUUCAUAUUUGCAGCUCCCCAUUGGCCUAAGGAUCGUGUGAUGAUCAACAGGCUUGACAGUAUUUGCCAGGCUGUAUUGAAAGGCAAGUGGCCAACAUCUAGAAGAAGCUACGAUGGCAGCAGCGUGGCCUCCUUCUACACCACUAAGCUCAUGGAUAGCCCAGGAGCUGCCAUCGAUUACAGCGAGCCUGUCCCACAGACAGCGCCGCUCGUCAGCAUCAAGGACGAGCUCGGCCAUUCGCCCCAGCUGUCAAAGGUGAAGAAGCAUGUACCAGAAAAGGAGUUUACCGUGAAAAUCAAUGACGAAGGAGGCCUAAAAUUGACUUUCCAGAAGCAGGGAAUUCCUCAAAAGCGACCGUUGGAUAAUGAAGGACGGCUGAGUCAACAGCAGUAUUUGGCUCGGCUGCAGGAUCUCCAGAAUGCGUCUGAAACCAGUUUGUUCCAUUUCCCCAAAUCAACAACAGUAUCAGGUACCUCCAAUCAGCUACAGCCACCAACGGCUAAUGCCAAUGGCGUAUUACCAGACACGCAGCCAGUAGUCAAGAAGAGACGCGGCAGGAGGAAGAAUGUGGAGGGUGUUGAUAUUCUUUUUAUGAAUAGUAAUAAAGGGCUUAACCACGUCAGUCCAUGUUUGAACCCUGUGCUGCCUCAGUCUGCUUCCUACCCCCAGAAUCUCCCCUGCCCACAACUUCAGGGGCCACAGGACGCAGAGAGCCCCGUUCCUGUGAUAAACCUAAAAGAUGGCACGAGACUGGCAGGAGAUGAUGCCCCAAAGAGAAAAGACCUCGAAGGAUGGCUGAAGGAGCACCCUGGCUACGUGGAAGACCUUGGUGCUUUUAUCCCAAGAAUGCCCCUCCAUGAUGGGCGGCCAAAGCAGAAAAGGCAUCGUUGCCGGAACCCCAAUAAACUUGAUGUGAACAGCCUUACUGGAGAAGAGCGAGUUCAGCUUAUCAACAGGAGGAAUGCACGCAAGGUGGGGGGUGCUUUUGCGCCUCCGCUGAAGGAUCUGUGCAGGUUCCUAAAGGGAAAUCCAGAGUAUGGAGUGGCACCUGAAUGGGGAGAUGUUGUGAAACAGUCUGGUUUUCUCCCAGAUUGCAUGUUUGACCGCAUUCUCACAGGACCCGUGGUAAGAGAGGAGGUGAGCAGGAGAGGGAGGAGGCCCAAGAGUGAGAUGACCAAGGCACCCGCAACAGCAGCCAAAUCGGCUGCCAAUUCUGUGUGUGUGAAUCCUCUACUGGCCAAUGGUUUGAUCCCAGGCAUGGACAUCUCCAGCUUUCAAGCCCUUCAGCAGAACCUCCAGAGCCUACAGUCCCUGCAGCUGACAGCUGGGUUGAUAGGCUUACCCGCUGGCCUCUCAGCUUCUGGUGGAGAUGCCAAAAACAUGGCCGCUAUGUUUCCUAUGCUGCUCUCCAGCAUGGCUGGGUUGCCUAAUCUUCUGGGCUUGGGAAAUUUGUUGAAUAAGUCUCCAGAACCCAGUGCCGACGGUAACGAGAAAAAAUCCUCAAGUGAAGGCAAAGAAGCAGAUAGAAGCAAAGAAAGGACGGUGUCUCCUACUGGUGACAAACACAGACAGAACUCCAGCCCCCCAUCCACGUCCACGGGAACUGCACUAAGCGCAAACUCUUUAGCAAUCAACCCAUUGCUGUUACCCAACAUACUGUACCCAGGGAUGCUUCUCACUCCAGGCCUUAAUCUCCACAUCCCAGCUGUGCCCCAGCCCACUGUUUACAAUGUACCAAAUGCUAGUACUGAAACGGUAACGGCUCAACCCCCGGACACCACCACCACCACAGAACCUUCUUCUGAACCCAAUCGAGAAGAGAAGCCCGAAAAGGAGCUUGGUUCUCAGAACGAGCACAGCACUGACGAAGGUUCCGAGAAGGUGGAUCCUUCAUCAGGAUCGAACAGCACUUCAUCAUCUUCAUCUGAAGUCUCAGAGUCUUCAGAGGAAGACUGAAAAUGACCGUACCCUGCACUUAAAUUAUACUAGAAACCCUCAUGAACCCCUCUCCCGCCUACAGUUAUUUUAACUGUAAAUAUUGUGUGUUGCGGGUGCAUCAAGGAUUUAACUGACACAAACAUUUCAGUAUUUGCUCUGAAAAUGCAAAUGGCGUUUAACAAACGUUUUGCAUGUAAUAUUCUCGCAGAAUCUCUGAACUUGUAUGUAAUAUCAAAAAAUGAAAGGAAAAAAAAAAAAUACACAUUGUGCUGUAAGAAGAUUACAGCAAAAGGCAUUAUAAAUUUUGUUUCGGGACGGGCCGGGGUAAUUUUAUGGAAAAAAAAAACAAAAACUGAAACGGACAAAAAAAAAAAAAAGUUUUGCUCUAUAAGAGCUGUAUAUAAAUAAUAUAUUUGCAGUGAAACACAGAA